AUGGAUUUCCAAGCUUUUGCCUUUCCAAUUGUACUCUCCUUCUUCAUCUUCAUUUUCACUGCAAUAAAAUACAGUCAGAAGUCCGAUGUGAAAGGCCUUUCCAAGCUUCCUCCCGGUCCUAGGAAGCUCCCUGUCAUAGGAAACUUGCACCAGCUCCUCGGAUCACCGGCUCAUUGUGCGUUGUGGGAGUUGGCCAAGAUAUAUGGGCCAUUGAUGCAUAUGCAGUUUGGGGAAGUUCCUCAUGUGGUCAUAUCUUCAGCCGAAAUGGCCAAAGAGGUGAUGAAGACCCAUGACAUUACUUUCGCAACUAGGCCUCGGCUUCUUGCUACAGAAGUGCUGUCAUACGGAUCAACAGAUAUUGCAUUCGCGCCCUACAGCGAAUACUGGAGGCAACUUCGAAAGAUCUGCACUUUGGAGCUCUUGAGUGCCAAGAGGGUCCAGUCUUUUAGGCAUAUAAGGGAAGAAGAGAUUUCGAAUCUCGUCAAAUGGGUCGCUUCUAAUGCAGGGUCUCCAAUCAAUCUUACUCAGAGACUAUUCUCGACUAACUACGGAGCUACUUCGAUUGCAGCUUUCGGGAAGAAAGUCAAAGAGCAGGAGGAGUUCAUAACAAUAGUCAAAGAAGCAAUUCGAUUGGCUGCUGGCUUCGAAGUUGGGGACGUGUUUCCUUCAUUGAAGUGGCUUCAUGUGAUUACCGGGAUGAAGCCACGAUUGGAAAAGUUGCGUCAGCAACUGGACCGGAUUAUGAACAACUUAAUCAGAGAAAAGGAGGAAGAGAGGGCUAACAGAAGCAGUGAUGAAACGACACUCGAUGGUUUGGUUGAUGUUCUCUUGAGGUUCGCCGAUCCUAGUGGUCCUGAUUUUUUUCUAACCACUGACAACGUCAAGGCAGUACUACUGGACAUUUUUGCCGCCGGGAGCGAGACUUCAGCCACGCAGGUGGAUUGGGCAUUGGCGGAGAUGAUGAAGAAUCCGAGAAUCCUUAAAAAAGCGCAGGCUGAGGUUAGGGAGGUCUUCGACAGGAGAGGCAAGGCAGAUGAGACAGGGUUGCCCGAACUAGAGUACCUGAAGCUGGUAAUAAAAGAGUGCCUGAGGUUGCGCCCUUCUAUUCCCUUGCUGCUCCCGAGGGAAUGCACAGAGAGGUGCGAGAUAAAUGGAUACGAGAUCCCGGUCAAGACCAGGGUGCUCGUGAAUGCGUGGGCGAUCGGGAGAGACCCCAAGUACUGGGACGACCCCGAGUCCUUUUAUCCAGAGAGGUUCAAGGACAGCCCGGUGGAUUAUAAAGGGACUAGCUUUGAGUACAUACCAUUUGGUGCAGGGAGAAGGAUCUGUCCGGGGAUGAACUUUGGGAUUGCGAAUGUGGAGCUUCCACUGGCAAUGUUGCUGUACCACUUUGACUGGGAGCUCCCUGAGGGAAUGAAGAGUGAAGAAAUGGACAUGAGUGAGACACUGGGUGUGAGUCAGAGGAGGAAGCGUGAUCUGUACGUGGUUCCUAAGCCGUACCAGCCUAGCUUCACUUGUUGAGACAUUCGUAGAAGAUUGGUACAAAUGUUGUUAAAUUUACAGACGUUUGUCGCCAAUGUAAGGGAAGAAACAUAAAGAAUGCAAUCAUGUACUUGU
Molecule: messenger RNA, 1617 nt
Organism: Eucalyptus grandis
Lineage: Eukaryota; Viridiplantae; Streptophyta; Magnoliopsida; Myrtales; Myrtaceae
Product: cytochrome P450 71D11
Exons: 2
Coding region: 1-1521 (506 amino acids)
Molecular function (GO): monooxygenase activity; heme binding; iron ion binding
Source: RefSeq, a predicted model, not a curated record